AUGUUGCACGAGAUCCUGCUCUCCUUGUCCGGCCACCCGUCGCCGCUACUCAGAAAUGAGUACUCCGACGCCGGCCCCGGGGCUCUCUUGUCCGCCCCAGAGCGGGAUCUCCUCAAGACUGCCGGUCAUUUGAGUGAUCUCCACUGCAAUCUAAUCAAAUACACGACCCAUAUCAGCGCGUCGCACCCCUCUGUCAUUUGUAGAGCCGCCGCCACAGCCAUCAGCGCAGCCCAUCUAGCUGCAUUCCAACAAAAGAUCCUCGACGUUGAGGCCGGUAUACUGUGCAAGGAUGCCAGUCUUGUUGGAGCCUACAACAUUGUCCCCCUGACUGCCGUCAUUGGCGAAUUCUCGGGUUGGACAAGAAGAUUAGAAUGGCUAUGGGACCUGGUGCAGUUCAUGUCCAGGAAGAAGGAUGACGGUGCACUUUGUACUGGAGCGGAGCUGAUGAACAAGCUACGCGGCGAGCUCCUGACUGGAUAUGCUGAUAUCGAAGAGACCGCCUCAUCCCUGGUCAAGGUUGCGGAGACCGCCUGGCUCAAGCAAGUUUCUGCAUGGGUCCUCUACGGCCGCUUGCCGAGCUUUGGUGCUCAAGACUUUUUCAUUUUAAAGGAUGAGCAUGACGAACAGGGCUACAAAGUUGACCCGUCCUUGUUACCCUCAUUCGUCACCUCGCAUACGGCAUCAUCAAUGCUUUUCAUCGGAACCUCUCUCAACAGAGUGCGUUCCAAAAGCGCCGGACAGUCGUCUACAGCAGGGACACUUGGGCAUCUUUCUUCACAACUGCAAGAACUCUCAAGCCUCAGCUUUCCGCUCAGCUCUGCGGCACUAUCGAAAGCCACCAACGCUAUCCGCCUGAAUUACUCGCGGACAGUGUUGCAAAAGCUAUUACCUCUUGAGAGGGUUCUUGAGAUGCUUCAACUUCUGCGGCAAUUUAUGCUGUUGGGCCGUGGAGAAUUCGCCAUGGCUCUCACGCAACAGGCAGACGACAGAACUCGCAGCCGCUGGCGUCGUGCAGACAACCUUGCCUACCAAAAACGUGAUAGCCUCAGCACCGUCGUCGUAAAAGAGGGUGAGGUGGCUGCCGUCCUGGCCCGAACCUGGGCUGCGCUAGGCAUGAUGCAGAGCCAGCAUGCCGAUGAAGACGAAGAGCUCGAGUUUGCUAGAGAUGUUUUGCAAUUGACAAUGUCAAGUUCCCUAUCUACAACAAAGGAAGCGCCCGGGGGCUUGGUUGACACCCCUUUCCGAAACCUUCUGCUCUCCGCCCCGGUGGAGAUAACGGUUCGCAUCCCUUCACCUCUUGACCUAUUCCUGAGCACAUCAGAUGCGCAGAUUUACAGCUGUAUCAACUCGUAUCUGUUAUCGAUACGCCGUGCACAUCUUCGACUCACGGAUCUGUGGAAGAUUACUCGACUCCGCCGUCAUCAUCUUGCGCCCCCGAGAGCGCCAUUCAGCAUGACUAGGGGCGGGCUGGCAAAGACUAAAACGUUGAGAGAGCGCUGGUCGUCUCGCUCCACAUAUCUCAGGAGCACAUGGACAACGACGAGUGCUGCAAUCUUCUUUCUUGCCGAGACAGAAGCCUACCUACAAAUCGAAGUGGUUGAGGAGCUAUGGUCUGAUUUCCUCUCCUGGCUUGCCGACACAAGCGAGUCGGCUGAUGAUGGGCGAAUAAGAGCUCCAGAUAGGCACUUACAGAGCAAAACAAUCAGUCAACUAAGCGAUAAUCUAUGGGUGCCCUCGGGGUUGUCGAGACACCAGCAGUCUGGCGCCGGCCAGCCCGCCACCACGUUCAAGGUCGCGCACCACGACCCACAAACUCUGUCUGUAGCGCACAGGUUAUAUCUACGAUGCUUGACACGUCGACUAUUGCUCACACAGCACGUCUUUACGGCGCCAAUGUAUAAUUUGCUCAUACAUGCAGAUCAUCUUGUUGCAUUGGUUCAUCGCCUCGAUAGCAUCUGGACCUCAAUGGACCUCGAAAGUGACGAGGGUGUGGUGGACGCUUUCUCGAAUCUCGAGGCAGACGAAGCCGACGUCAAGACGAAUCUGCGCAGCUUGGAAGUCAAGAUCAAAAAGGCAGUCGAAGAGGUGAUCAAAGUUUUACGGAACCUGAGCAUAGAUCCUACGUUCCUGGCCGAGAUUGAGAAUGAUGGCCUCUUGGAGGAUGAGGAUCACAUGGCAGAGGAUGACCAAAAAAGAUACAUACCCAAGAGAACUGGUGGUGUCGACCGCCUAUUGAUGAAACUCGACUUUGGAGGCUGGUUUGGCAGUGGGUAG
Messenger RNA from Pestalotiopsis fici W106-1, 2274 nucleotides. RefSeq lists its product as uncharacterized. The record is from RefSeq and is a predicted model, not a curated record. Lineage: Eukaryota; Fungi; Ascomycota; Sordariomycetes; Amphisphaeriales; Sporocadaceae. Bases 1 to 2274 code for a protein of 757 amino acids. The transcript is spliced from 2 exons. Gene Ontology annotation, molecular function: microtubule minus-end binding; gamma-tubulin binding. Gene Ontology annotation, cellular component: gamma-tubulin complex; centrosome; equatorial microtubule organizing center. Gene Ontology annotation, biological process: microtubule nucleation; cytoplasmic microtubule organization; spindle assembly.